Messenger RNA from Linum trigynum, 1648 nucleotides. The record is from the annotation of a GenBank genome assembly. NCBI's taxonomy places the organism in Eukaryota, Viridiplantae, Streptophyta, Magnoliopsida, Malpighiales, Linaceae.
UAAUCCUAAACUUAACCACCAAGUAAUUAUUUAUUCUAAUAAUUAUAUCUAAUAUGAAUAUGGUAAUUAUAAUAGAAACCCGUGGAAAGUAGGUUUGUAUCACACCCUUCCAUAUAUGGCGUCGCCAUGUCCUCUAGAUCUGCUGAGUUCUCUCUGAUCUCAUGUCUCUCUCUUUCUAUUACUCCCUCAUGCUGUCUUUCUCUAGAACAAAUAUGUUUUUUGAAACUCAUAUCUAAGUUCUGUAUUCUAGUAUUAGUUGGCAUUGGAUUGGUAUCUGUCCAUCCGAACUAGUAUUAUUUCACUUUGGAUUGGUAUCCAUCCGUCUGAACUAGUAUUGUUUCUUCUUGGGUUGGUAUUAGUCUGGUUGAAUUGAUAUUGUUUCACAUUGGAUUGGUAUUUUUGAAGUGGUCUAAACUAGGGCUGACAAACGGUAAUCCGGUAACCGAUUUACCGUUUUAUCGAACUGGUAACCGUCGGUAAACGGUAAACCGAUUACCGUCGGUAUCGGUAUCCUGUUGCGCGUGGCGACGAUCCAAUUUACCGGACACAGGCUCGGUAUUUACCUUCGGUAAAUCGGUAAAUAUCGAAUGGGGAACCCUGCGUUUUGGGCCAAAGUGAAACCCUAGUUCAGCCCUGCGCCCCUGCCCAAAACGCGAAAAUGCGCCUCCUUCGUCCUUCAUUCGCUUCGCAAAUUCACCCUUCGGCCUUCGUCCCUUCCCCUUUGCACGCAGAUUCGCCAACGCAGAAGUGCAAAAGGCCGCCUCCACAUCGCCCGCCUCCUCUCUUUCUCCAGUCCGCUUCUCCGGCCGCCUCUCCUUCGCCCGCCGCCUCACCCGCCGCCUCUCCUUUUCCACUCCGCUUCUCAUCGCCGGCGAAGAAUGAGGCAUUGACUCUCCCUCGCCGACGCAGCUUCAAAGAAGGGGAAGAGGGUGAAGAGCGAGCUUCAUCCGCCAUUCCUCCUCCAGUUGCGGGCCGCCACCUGCCCUGACUCUCCCUCGCCGACGCAGCUUCAAAGAAGGGGAAGAAGGUGAAGAGCGAGCUUCAUCCGCCAUUCCUCUCCAGCCAACAGGCCAACAGCCAACGCCCAACAGGCCCCAACGCAAACCAGCAAGCAGCAACUCAGCAAGUCAACAACAACCAACAAAAUCAAGUCCAAAACAAAAUGUAUGUAAUUGAAUUGUUGAAAUAUUGAAUUUGAGAUUGUGUUUUGUGUGAAUUGAGAAUUUGGUGUGAAUUGAGAAUUUGAUGAAACAUGUUCCAUAUUGAUGUAUGAAAUGAACAUGGAUAUGUUCCAUUAUUGUUGUAAACAUGUUCCAUAUUGAUGUAUUCUGGAUUUCUGGUGAUUGGUGAAGAUUGGGGACAAUGGGACUAGUGGUUUGAAGAGCCAUCACCUAAUGUGCGAGAGGAAUGCGAGGAAGCUAGUGGUCAGUCGGUAUAGAAUUAUCAACCUGGAAGUGGAGAUGGUGAGGUAGGCUCUCUUCAUGGAAGUUUGAUCAGAACAAAUCUAGACACACAUUAGCUAUGAUGAUAAUCUUGGAUGAGCUUCUGUUUAGAUUUGUUGAGCGGGAGGGGUUUAGGAGAUUUAUGGCAACAACUCAGCCUUUGUUUGUGAUACCAGGAAGACAAAUAAUAAGAUCUUAUUGUUAUG